Messenger RNA from Podospora anserina S mat+, 1329 nucleotides. RefSeq lists its product as uncharacterized. The record is from RefSeq and is a predicted model, not a curated record. The transcript has 6 exons. NCBI's taxonomy places the organism in Eukaryota, Fungi, Ascomycota, Sordariomycetes, Sordariales, Podosporaceae. Gene Ontology annotation, molecular function: structural constituent of cytoskeleton; GTP binding; GTPase activity. Gene Ontology annotation, biological process: microtubule cytoskeleton organization; mitotic cell cycle. Gene Ontology annotation, cellular component: microtubule; cytoplasm. The annotation marks the transcript as partial.
GUCCAUCUUCAGACCGGUCAGUGCGGUAACCAAAUUGGUGCCGCCUUCUGGCAGAUUAUCUCCGGCGAGCACGGCUUGGACAGCAAUGGCGUGUACAACGGCACUUCCGAGCUCCAGCUCGAGCGCAUGAAUGUCUACUUCAACGAGGCUUCCGGCAACAAGUAUGUUCCCCGCGCUGUCCUCGUCGAUCUCGAGCCCGGCACCAUGGACGCUGUCCGUGCUGGUCCAUUCGGCCAGCUCUUCCGCCCCGACAACUUCGUCUUCGGCCAGUCCGGUGCUGGCAACAACUGGGCCAAGGGUCAUUACACUGAGGGUGCUGAGCUCGUUGACCAGGUCCUCGACGUUGUCCGUCGUGAGGCCGAAGGCUGCGACUGCCUCCAGGGUUUCCAGAUCACCCACUCCCUUGGUGGUGGUACCGGUGCCGGUAUGGGUACCCUUUUGAUCUCCAAGAUCCGCGAGGAGUUCCCCGACCGUAUGAUGGCCACCUUCUCCGUCGUGCCAUCGCCCAAGGUUUCCGACACCGUUGUUGAGCCCUACAACGCCACCCUCUCCGUCCAUCAGCUUGUUGAGAACUCCGACGAGACCUUCUGCAUUGACAACGAGGCUCUCUACGACAUCUGCAUGCGCACCCUCAAGCUCCCUAACCCCUCGUAUGGUGAUCUCAACCACCUCGUCUCCGCCGUCAUGUCCGGUGUGACCGUUUCUCUCCGUUUCCCCGGCCAGCUCAACUCUGAUCUCCGCAAGUUGGCUGUCAACAUGGUUCCUUUCCCUCGUCUCCACUUCUUCAUGGUCGGCUUCGCUCCCCUGACCAGCCGUGGCGCCCACUCUUUCCGCGCCGUGUCCGUUCCCGAGUUGACCCAGCAGAUGUUCGACCCCAAGAACAUGAUGGCUGCUUCCGACUUCCGCAACGGUCGUUACCUCACUUGCUCUGCCAUCUUCCGUGGCAAGGUCUCUAUGAAGGAGGUUGAGGAUCAGAUGCGCAACGUGCAGAACAAGAACUCGUCUUACUUCGUUGAGUGGAUUCCCAACAACGUCCAGACCGCUCUCUGCUCCAUCCCUCCCCGUGGCCUCAAGAUGUCGUCGACCUUCGUCGGUAACUCUACUGCUAUCCAGGAGCUCUUCAAGCGCAUUGGCGAGCAGUUCACUGCCAUGUUCCGUCGCAAGGCUUUCUUGCAUUGGUACACUGGUGAGGGUAUGGACGAGAUGGAGUUUACUGAGGCUGAGUCCAACAUGAACGAUCUCGUUUCGGAGUACCAGCAAUACCAGGAUGCUGGUGUUGAUGAGGAGGAGGAGGAGUACGAGGAGGAGGCCCCCGCUGAGGAGGAGUAG